This is a messenger RNA of Mustela erminea (ermine), 2237 nucleotides long. It is a transcript of the gene CAPN10, whose product is annotated as calpain 10. The transcript has 12 exons. Bases 31 to 2028 code for a protein of 665 amino acids. Gene Ontology annotation, biological process: proteolysis. Gene Ontology annotation, molecular function: calcium-dependent cysteine-type endopeptidase activity. The record is from RefSeq and is a predicted model, not a curated record. Gene Ontology annotation, cellular component: cytoplasm. NCBI's taxonomy places the organism in Eukaryota, Metazoa, Chordata, Mammalia, Carnivora, Mustelidae.
GGCAGCCCAUGGGAACCCGGGGCGCCCAGGAUGCGGGCGCCAGCCAGGGAGCUCUUUCGGGACGCCGACUUCCCAGCUUCGGACUCCUCGCUUUUCUCCAACUUCUCCACGCCGCUGGCCCAGUUCCGCGAGGACAUCACAUGGAGGCGGCCGCAGGAAAUUUGUGCCACGCCCCGGCUAUUUGCAGAUAACCCACUGGACGGACAGGUGAAGCAAGGGCUGCUAGGAGACUGCUGGCUCCUGUGUGCCUGUGCCGCUCUGCAGAAGAGCCAGCAGCUCCUGGACCAGGUCUUCCCUCCAGGACAGCCGAGCUGGCGUGACCACACGUACCGUGGCUCCUUUACUUGUCGAAUCUGGCAAUUUGGACACUGGCUGGAGGUGACCAUAGAUGACCGUCUGCCUUGUCUUGCAGGGAGACUCUGCUUCUCCCGGUGCCAGAGAGAGGAUGUGUUCUGGCUUCCCCUAUUGGAGAAGGUCUAUGCCAAGGUCUACGGGUCCUACGAGCACCUGUGGGCGGGGCAGGUGGCUGAUGCCCUGGUGGACCUCACUGGGGGCCUGGCAGAAAGGUGGAGCCUGAAGGACUUGGUCAGAACCAGUGGCCAACAGGACAGGCCUGGCGGCUUGGAGCACAGGACUUGUCGGCAGUUGCUCAGCCUCAAGGACCGGUGUCUGAUAAGCUGCUCGGUGCUCAGCCCCAGAGCAGGUGCCAGGGAGCUGGGGGAGUUUCAUGCCUUCAUUGUGUCGGAUCUUCGAGAGCUCCAGGGCCGGGCCGGCCAGAGCCUCCUGCUGCUGCGUAUUCAGAAUCCCUGGGGCCGGCGGUGCUGGCAGGGGCCCUGGAGAGAGGGGGGCGAAGGGUGGAGCCAGGUAGACCCAGCCGAUGAGUCCGAGUUGCUGUCCCAGCUGCAGGAAGGAGAGUUCUGGGUGGAGGAGGAGGAGUUCCUCCGGGAGUUUGAUGAAGUCACCGUUGGCUUCCCGAUCACGGAGGCUGGCUACCUGCAGAGCCUCUACUCAGAAAAGGCGCUGUGCCACACUCAGGAACUGCCUGGGGCCUGGGUCAAGGGGCAGUCGGCAGGAGGCUGUCGGAACAACAGCGGCUUUCCCAGCAACCCCAAAUACUGGCUGCGGGUCUCAGAACCGAGCGAGGUGUUUGUUGCCGUCCUGCAGAGACCCAGGGUGCGUGCCACGGGCUGGGCAGGCCGGGCUCGGGCACCGGCGAGGGGCGAGUGUGCCGUGAGGAGCCCGGCCAGCUUCCUGAGCGAGGACUACCAGGCCGUGGGCCUGCAUAUCUGGAAGGUGGAGAAGCGGCGGGUCAGCCUGCCCAGGGUCCUGUCCACACCCCCCGUUGCUGGCACCUUGUGCCAUGCCUACGACCGGGAGGUCCACCUCCGCUGUGAACUCACACCGGGCUACUACCUGGCUGUGCCCAGCACCUUCCUGAAGGACGUGCCAGGGCAGUUUCUGCUGCGGGUCUUCUCUAGCGGGAGAAUCUCCCUCAGUGCCAUCAAGCCAUCGGCUGGGAGCCCUGCCCCUGGGGAGGCCCUGCCUGAGGGCGAGUGGGAGACAGUACAGCUGCGGGGCUCCUGGAGAAGCGGCCAGACGGCAGGGGGCAGCAGGAACUUUGCCUCCUACCCUAGCAACCCCUGCUUCCCCCUGUCAGUCCCCGAGGGCCCAGGCCCCCGCUGCGUCCGCAUCACUCUGCGCCAGCACUGCCAGGACGCCCAGUGCCAUCCCAUUGGCUUCCACGUCUUCCAGGUUCCGGUGGACGGGGGGAGCCGCAGUUCACCCGGCCUGCUACUUCAGGAGCCUGUGCUGAGCUGUGUGCCGCAUCGCUAUGCCCAGGAAGUAAGCCGGCUCUGCCACCUGUCGGCGGGGACCUACAGGAUCGUGCCCUCCACCUACCUGCCGGACACGGAAGGGGCCUUCACGGUGACCAUUGCCACCAGGAUAGACAGGCGCUCCAUCCACAGCCAGGAGAGGCUGGGGCAGCUCCUCCAGGAGGCCUCCUUCAUGGCAGUUAUGAAAACCUAACCAGGUGACACCCCUCUCCCCCGCUGUGUCGGCUAUAGCGACUGGGGUAUCCAAGGGGCUCCCUCCCAUGAUGCCCCCAGCCUUGAUGCUGCAGUGGCCAGGCCUUAGCUGGAUGACUACACGUGCUAACGGGUCCAGGCGAAGAGCCCAUCCUACGGGGCCCAGGGCCAGAGGUGCAGCAGGUGCCGCAGGGAGGGCAGGGGAAGCCA